Homo sapiens (human) is the source of this 1273-nucleotide messenger RNA. It is a transcript of the gene JTB, whose product is annotated as jumping translocation breakpoint. The coding region runs from base 423 to 863 and encodes 146 amino acids. Gene Ontology annotation, biological process: regulation of cell population proliferation. Lineage: Eukaryota; Metazoa; Chordata; Mammalia; Primates; Hominidae. The record is from RefSeq and is marked validated. Gene Ontology annotation, cellular component: spindle; cytoplasm; membrane. The transcript has 5 exons.
ACCGACGCGGAAGACUAUAAGCCCCAGCGGGCGACGACCGAACGCCCCCGGGAACACCGGGCCCCGAGCUCGGUCCCGCGCCCGAGGAUCCUCCACGGGGCUAGAUGGCUGCGUCGGGGGCGGGAGCGGAGGUGAGCGGGCGCUAGGGCCGCGAGCCCCCGCCGGCCCUUCCUCCAGCGCCCUGCGGACCCCGCAGAAGGCGCUCGCCUCCCUAGCCCGCAAAAACAUAUCGAUUUUUCUCGCUGUGGCAACGGGGACGUCCUGAUAGAUCCUCUGCUCCAAUAGGCAACUCCGGCCUUCCCUGCCCUGACCUGGAACCUCUGGGAGGGCUGCAGAGUAAGUGCCGCCUCUGCGCUCCGACGGAGGCACGAGGCCUGUGGAGUAGGUCCCUCUGUUCCGACAGGUGCGACACUUGGCGCUCCAUGCUUGCGGGUGCCGGGAGGCCUGGCCUCCCCCAGGGCCGCCACCUCUGCUGGUUGCUCUGUGCUUUCACCUUAAAGCUCUGCCAAGCAGAGGCUCCCGUGCAGGAAGAGAAGCUGUCAGCAAGCACCUCAAAUUUGCCAUGCUGGCUGGUGGAAGAGUUUGUGGUAGCAGAAGAGUGCUCUCCAUGCUCUAAUUUCCGGGCUAAAACUACCCCUGAGUGUGGUCCCACAGGAUAUGUAGAGAAAAUCACAUGCAGCUCAUCUAAGAGAAAUGAGUUCAAAAGCUGCCGCUCAGCUUUGAUGGAACAACGCUUAUUUUGGAAGUUCGAAGGGGCUGUCGUGUGUGUGGCCCUGAUCUUCGCUUGUCUUGUCAUCAUUCGUCAGCGACAAUUGGACAGAAAGGCUCUGGAAAAGGUCCGGAAGCAAAUCGAGUCCAUAUAGCUACAUUCCACCCUUGUAUCCUGGGUCUUAGAGACCCUAUCUCAGACAGUGAAAGUGAAAUGGACUGAUUUGCACUCUUGGUUCUUUGGAGCCUUGUGGUGGAAUCCCCUUUUCCCCAUCUUCUUCUUUCAGAUCAUUAAUGAGCAGAAUAAAAAGAGUAAAAUGGUUUCCUUCCCUUCUGUAACUUGGAGCAGGAAGUCAUGGGGGCAGAGAGGGAAAGGAGGUGGUUACUUAAGGCCCCAAUCUACCAAGUCUUCCCCACCACUUCUCCCUUGUUUUCCCCCUCUUCUACUACUUAUUUCAAACUUCUGGGAUACAAUUUCAGCUAAAACGUUUAUUUCUCACUCAAAACUUAUUUCCCCUCAACCCUAUACCCAAAGAAGAAAUAAAAUCACAGAUACAUAACAGAA